Molecule: messenger RNA, 6410 nt
Organism: Hydractinia symbiolongicarpus
Lineage: Eukaryota; Metazoa; Cnidaria; Hydrozoa; Anthoathecata; Hydractiniidae
Exons: 2
Coding region: 4897-6081 (394 amino acids)
Source: RefSeq, a predicted model, not a curated record
ACAGAGGACACGCCCUAGUAAAGGUUUAUGUAGGGGGAGUCAAUAAAUGCAAGAAGAGUCAUGGUCAUUAUUAGUGAACCCUAUUCAAACUAUUCAUCACCUAGUCUUAUUCAAAAUGCCCCACCCCUGUGACUUGUGAAUUAAUAAUGAUGUUUAUUUCCAAAUAUACUUGGCAGGUGUUAUGCCUAUGGCAGCCUCUUUUUCAUGUUUGGUGCAUAUAGUGCUGCGGUCAUCAAAAAUUCGAAAAAUUCCGACGUUGUGUUCCUUGCAGUAUGGACUUUUAGAAAAGCUUUAAAUACAUAAAUUAUGUCGAUUUUUUUUUCAGACUGUAAGACUUGUUUUCAAGCUAUAAGUAGCUAUAGGAACCGCCAAAAUUAGAUUUAUUAAGGAGCUCUGCGUCAAACCGGAAUAAAAAAAUAAAAAUCUUCUCUUCUAUAAUAUAAACUUUUAAAACUUUUAAAACGUUGCAAAACUAAAUUAUAAGUAAAAAUGCACAAGACGGCAUCUUCCAUUAUUGCGUGAAUAUUUUAUGCCCUUAUAUCGUAAUAUUAUAUGCUUACAGUUAAACGGGUUUUAUAAGAAAAUAAGGAUAUAACCCGAAUUGUAUCCAUUGUUAUAGAAAACAAAGUAAAAAUAAGUUUUUUAUAUUGCUUUGCAACAAAGUGCAUUUUUAGUUAUCUACUAUUUUUUUCAUAAUUUCACGCCAUUUAGGUUAUAAAUCAGCUACCGCAGUUUUACGAAAGUCCUGCAAAUCAAUCAGAAGUCAAGGCUAGAAAGCCUGGGUUUGAGCAUUUUUGACCUCCCCCAACCUGAAGAGGUUUAGGAAAUUAGGUGACAAAUUGUUGAAUAAAAAAUAAGUAUGUGCCCAAGUGAGAGAUAUGCAUUUGAGGGCCUGCGUGACAAAAUGUGAAUGUAAUACAUGCAAGCAUGGAAAAUGAAGAAAUAGAGAAAAAACAACAAGUCAAAACAAAACUAUUAAAUAAGGCUGGGUAUUUUUUAUCAUGGGAGACCUGUGGUCCCAAAUAUUUUGAACAAACUUCAAGCUACUUAUUUUAAUUUUUCUAAAGGCGGAGCAGUUUUUUUUAUUAACCUCAGCUCUGUUUAAACUACUUCUGAAUCCAGCCUCUCUUCUUAAUCGUGGUUUGUUCGCGAAAGUUAUAAAUUUGUUUUAUAUUUUAUUUAUGGUGUAAUUUUAUGAAGUUAGGAAAAUGGUAGAAACUAAUUAUGACGAUUUACUAGAAACGAAAGUAAGAAACAUCUUUAGGAUAUUUUUAAUUCAAUUUGUAGAUACAUGCGUGGUGUAUGAUAGAAUUUAUUUUUACUUUAUUUUUUACGUGUUCUUUAACUUUCUAAGGUUCUUGUCUGCAAGAUAUGAUUUUGCUAAGCUUCAAAAAUGUCAAUUUAAUUUCAUACGCGUAUUUAAAACUACGCUGGGAAACGUGAGUGUUUUUUAAUUAUGUUUUUAAAAAUAAUAAUCAGUUGAUUUGUCUUUAUGAGAAGAAAAAAAGUUUGUUUGCAAACAACGUAACAAGCAUUCAUAAGAUUAAGAAAUAUGAGGAGGUCAAGACAUGAUAAUCCUGUUUUGAUAAUGACAUCGUGUCUCUUUCUGUGGCAACCUCUGUGAUGGAGGGUGAUGAUCAAAGAAAUGAUGACAGUUCAUUAACAAUAUAUAGUUAAAGAAGAGUGUUUCAUCCACGUUUGUUGACAUUUUAUUAUUUAAAAAAUUUAGCUGUUAACAAGACUGUAGUAAUAUUAUUCUUGAAGCUUUGAUUUUUGUUUUGUAAUAAGGAUGGUUGGUGUGAUGAGACAGGGAAGAGUUUAAUUUAUCUACUGUGGUGUACGAAUAUUUAAUAUUUUCGUGUGCUUAUUUAUUAUUUGUAACGAUUUUAAUUGCCAUAAUUUUUUGUUCUGUUAUAUUAUAUUGUAUUUCAUUAAUUUUUUUCUUCUUUUAAAAUGUCUCCUGUCUCCCGUUUUCCUUUGUUAGAUUUGAAAUAUUCUAGAAUUGAUUUGAAUUUUCUAGCAUCUUUGAAAAUCGAUGUAGGCACAACGAAAAACAAUAACAAAGAAAUAUUGAAGUGGAGGUUAAAAACGUCGUCGGAAAAGAAACGGGUUGCAUUUUAAAAAUUAGACAUUCAUUUUGUAGCGAACUACACCGCUACCAAGAUGCAAACUGGUUUUCACUUUGCUUAUUUAUCCUUUUUGAAAGUGUUAGAUACACAUUUCCCUUGUUAUAUUUGAUGAUUUGUUUUGUGUUGUCAAAUCUGAUUAUUUUAAUUGACUUCGUGCGGAUUUACCAAGCUGGUAGUUUAAUACAUUUAUAUAUAUAUAUAUGUGGCGGGUUUUAUAUUCUGUGUUUUCCUGUAGUUUAUAAAUAACGAAGGUUAAUCCUGUCUUGUGUUUUGAAUUAACAACUGCAAUGUCGUUAUAGUAAUCAUGUUUAGUCAUGUGUGACUAAUGACCACUAUUGAUUCUUAUUGUGUGUAAAAGUGUGGUAGAGUUAUUCUAAAAAAAGGAGACUGUGCUGUGUUGAGCUUGAUUCAGCAGUUAUUUUAUUUUUCGAUACAUGUUUCAUUUUGUUUAUGUGAAUAUUCCCGGUAGAAAUGGUUAAGAUUUUCGAAAGAGGAACUUUCCCAUUAAGCCGCAGCCAAAAUUUUGUGUUGUUUAUGUAUGUCAAACUUAAAAAACUCAAGAGUCAAAAGCUGUCAUAAAUUGUUUUAUGCUUGUUUGAGAAAAUGUUUCUGUUGUUAUCUUCAUUCAUGCAUGCAUUGGAGGGUUCAGACGUUUAGUAUAAGUGGAAAUUAGUGACUUUUUAAAUCCCAUUUUUGACAAUUUUAUUUACUUCAGAGAUGGUGUAGUGGUAGCGCAUUCGGCUUGUAAUCAUAAGGUUUUAUGUUUCAUUUGAUGCCAUCUACUGACCGCUAACCAGCUUGUGUGGCAGGCAAGCCAGUUAGAGCAAUGCUGUACGUAUAUCUAGCGGUAAUGUAACAUAGUUACAGUCGAAGGGGAGGAAGAGCCAGCCAUUAGGAUGGAAUCCCCAAGGACAUUAAAACUUCCCCUUACUUACUCACUCACUUACUUCAGUGUAAUCUGCAUCACAACAUGCGUUUCUUAUUUCUGAUGUCUGCCUGAUAACUGUGAAUUUUAAAAAUUUGAUCUAUUUCCACUUAAUUUUAACGCCUUACAGUGUUUGAUAUCCUGCACCCAUAAAUUUGUAAUUUCAUCUAGGAUAGAUUUAACAUUGCUUUAACGUGCUCUAGUUUUUAGAUUAGGAUUUUUGACAUGCCCUAUCCUAUAAAACAAGAAUUGAAACAAGAAUUUACGUAUUUAUUUAGGGAUCAUUAUAUUUAGCAGUUGUCUUGAUUUCAGUAUCAUUGUGCUUUCACUCCUGUAAUUUUCUCAUUUUUGACGCUUCCCACUAACUGUUCUAAACAAGUUGUUGGCAAAGCUAUUGGUUGUGUCAACCACAAACUGUUCCUGCAACAAACGAGUUGCAUGUUACGUUGUUACUGUGUUACUGUUUUCAUUGAGAUUCAGUACAUAUUUUUUGUAUAUUCUGUUGUUGUUGUUUGUUUUUUUAAAAAAAUAUCCCGUAAGUGAGAUUCAGUGAGUGAGAUUUAGUAAGUGAGAUUCAGUACAUGUUUUGUUUGUCCCUAAAUUCAUAGUAGCCUUAAAAUCUUUGAAUCGUUAUACUUGUAGGAAAGUAUGGUUUGAAUGCAAGUUUUAUUUGUGUCCAAUUUUGUUGCUUGUUUGCAAUGACGUCUCUAAUGAAACUGAUGUUUUAGGUAGCUGACACUUCAAUGAAUUAACUCAAACAGUGUGAAAUUAAUUAAAUCACAUCUUUCUUAUGUAUUCUAAGAAAGAAAGAAAACCAUGAGUCAGUUAUUUUAGGGUGUAGUCAAAAUCUCUCCUUUUUACUUUUAACCUAACCUUUUUUUUACAUACCAAAUCAAUCAUAUUGUUAAUAAUUUAUUAAAACUAGUCGUUAGCCCGUGGAAAAAUCCACAGGUUCGCCCGUCCUUUUUAUACCGCAUUGCGUGCGUCUCGCUACCUGCGCAGCUAAGCUACCAUUUUGCGUGACAGACAGACAGACGGACGGACGGACGGACAGACGUAUACGGGCAUUAUAAUAUAGAUAAUAGUUCUUUAUUUUUUAUUAAUAGCUGUAACUAACUGACUUUUUUAUUGAGUAUAUUUUUAUACAUACACUUUCGAAUGAUUUUCACUCGUUUGUGUGAAUAUUUUCAGUUGAGUUUUAGUUUUCGUGUGUGCAUUUUUAAGAAUUUUACAUGUUGGGCACGCCAUAGUAAACAUCUUGUACAGUAGUUAAAGUGUUUUUAUUCACUGGUAAUUAUUUUUUAAAUAAAAAUGUCAGGAGAGUCAGGAUUUCAAAAAUAGAAAGUCGAACUCUGUGAUUGAUAUUGGUUGAUUGGUUGCUUGUUUAUUUUUUUGACAGUUUUCGGAUACCGUAAUUCCUCAAAUUAGCGCCGUGGCGCCAAAUAAAUUUUUAUGAUUUUAUAUGCCGCGCUUAUUAUAAGGCGGCGCUUAUCUCAAAGUUUGAGAUUUUUGGUUUUUGAAGGUUUAGGGUGUAAGUAUUCAAUUCGUUUUACGUUUUUAUUUCUGAAAUAAAAAUCCAUGGAAUGAAUCAGACCAGAUCAGACAUCAAGAUCAUCGUCGCUUUCGCCAUCAUGAUUCUCAUCGAUCAAAUGGAAUGGCUCGCACUCAUCUUCCACAUCUGAAUCAGAAAUCUGUUCAAAGUGGUUAUCUUGUGAAUCCUCGUCGGAAAUUUUUUGCAAAGCUUCCUUUAACCUGGCGUCUUCGUUCGGACAAGCGUUUUUAAAGCAAUGAAUCAAUAUGUCUUCGCUGCCAUCGAUCUCUAAGUUGAGGGCAAAUUAAAUCAUGCUCAAAGUGAAAAAAAACUUUAACGCCUCACCUUUGUUUAGUUUUGGAGCACUAGUGAUUGUACUGAACGUUAGUCAUGCUCAAAGCGUCGGUAGUGUUCACAACCUGCCCAAUGUAUACUGUAAUACGUAUCCUUAUUACGUCCAAGUUGACGCCAACCAUCAAUUUGAUCCACGCGUCGUCGACUUGUUUCGUUGUCAUGGUAAAAACGAUGCGAUGCAUAGACCCAACAUAAAAUGUGUUGCCAAGACGACAUCAAAAGUCACUAUUUCUGUUAUGCGUUUAAGAGACGGUAAUUGGCAGAAUCAUAUACUGGUGAAUCACACAAGUUGCCACGAAGUGUGCGCGUUGGAUGCAACCUCUUGUAGCGACUAUCAGACCUAUGACAAGUCGGCCUGUCAAUGUCGGUGUCACCAAAAAUCGCCGCCAAGCGAUUGCGUGUCGCCAUUUACGUGGGAUUCCUUAUCUUGCGACUGUGUUUGUCCACACACUGAACAUAAUUACAAAUGCGAGUCAAAAAAGGUCUUCAAUAGAGACUACUGCGGCUGCAUGUGUAAACCAAAUCGACGUAGAAAAUGUGAGCGGUUGGGUAUGUAUUUAGAUGGAAACAGCUGUCUGUGCGUCAACAAUUCGACUGGUCCAGUCAGUGGUGCAACAAAGAGUGACCAAGAUUGUUUACAUCAGAAAGCGAAGAUCAUAACAGCGCUUGUGCUGGUUUUUGAAGCGAUCGCUAUACUUGUCGCAUUCUACUUGUACAAUCGAUACUACGAACUACUUCGUAAGUUUUGCGGCUGCCAUCAGCGAGCAAGCAUCAAUUUCAAUGAUGGCAAUCCAGAAACGAGGAAGGACGAUGCGGAAACGCCCACCAUAUCCGUUAAACCAGAACUAAGUAACACUGCAGAUGAAACCGAUGCAGGAGAGUCCUCUCUCCACCAACGCCGCAUCCCAACGGCUGAUGAAGACAAGGGGUUAUCCAGUAGGCCAUUCUUGAAUAGUGACUCUAUGAAAAGAAGGAACAAAUAUCGUUACGAGAUGGAUAACAUCGUUCUCUAUCACGAGCACGAGAAAUCGUUUCGCGCGAGUAAAGGAAAAAGUGGUUCCGUAUGUUAUACUGAUGUUGAAGUAGAUUCCGACGAAACGUUCUACGCAUCUGACAGUGCGGCUUCUGUAACACGUGUAUGACGCUGCUACUGUUGUUCAUCAUAGCACGAUGACGUUACAGUUUGAAGGAAAGCAAAUUUUAUCGUCAAAAACCACAAUUGUCAACCACGACUACAUAUAGUGAUAUGUAUACGACUACUUGUAGUAACAACAGCUUAUCGCAGACGCUAGACGUUUUUUUAAAGGAUUUGACAUGAAUUAUUAGUAGCAGGUCGUAACAGCGCACGACGGCGGCUGCAUUUUCGGAGAGGAUAAAGAUUGGCUUAGAUCAGUUUCACGUGACAUGCGAAAUUUUGUACUUUGUAAAAAUAGUUAUUUUGAAGAUAUAUAUUUUUCUUAACUAUUCUCAA